AUGUCGUCUUAUUUCUGCAUGAACUGGAUUCUUCUGAUCCUGUUUACAGGCCCCACGGUAUCGGGAUCACUUGUGAAAGGAAAGAUUGGUCAGGAUAUCACUGUGCCCUGCCGUUACAACGUUAGGGAGAAACAAGACAUCACAUCAAUGUGCUGGGGUCGGGGCAGCUGCCCUGUUUCAAAGUGUUAUCAGCCCAUUAUCUGGACAGACGGAUGGAGGGUGACAGAGCAGUACCACAGCAGGUAUAUGUUGAAAGGGAACCUGCUCGUGGGCGAUGUGUCCCUCACGAUCGUGAACGCCAGGGAAGCAGACAGUGGGAUAUACUGCUGCCGCGUGGAGAUCUCAGGAUGGUUCAAUGAUCAGAUGAGUAAUCACAAGGUUGUGAUAGAGAAAGCUAGGAUCUCUACUGCAAGUCCUCACACUUACACCUCUGAACAGACCUCAGCUCACGGGAGUGCCAGCGAAUCAUCCUUUACCAUCCCAAGAACGUGGCCAUCGGUUUCUGCUUCGGAAGCCCCUCGGACUACCUCUGGUCCCUGCUCAAGCACCUCCAACUGCUCGGAUGUAACCUCAGACUUGCAGGACGCGUCUGUAUCACUUCCCAGACAGCAAUAUUCAGAAAAUGGGCUAUACAUUGGGAUUGGUUUAUGUGCGGUACUUCUAGCCAUCUUUAUUUUGGCUCUGUUCCUCACUAGACAAUAUUUAUACAACACAAAGAAGAUGGGUGACUUUGCAAACUUCGUUGCAUAUUGGAGACCAGAACGUGCAGGGAACCAUCGCGCCCUGGAAGAUGAGAUCCAUGCAGAGGAAAACAUUUAUAUAAUACACUAA
Messenger RNA from Nipponia nippon (crested ibis), 831 nucleotides. Its product is annotated as hepatitis A virus cellular receptor 1 homolog. Gene Ontology annotation, biological process: cytoskeletal rearrangement involved in phagocytosis, engulfment; apoptotic cell clearance. The record is from RefSeq and is a predicted model, not a curated record. Lineage: Eukaryota; Metazoa; Chordata; Aves; Pelecaniformes; Threskiornithidae. Gene Ontology annotation, molecular function: phosphatidylserine binding.